Messenger RNA from Seminavis robusta, 2113 nucleotides. The record is from the annotation of a GenBank genome assembly. NCBI's taxonomy places the organism in Eukaryota, Bacillariophyta, Bacillariophyceae, Naviculales, Naviculaceae.
GACACCUCGGAUCAAGAAGUAAGAAGAGGUCCAGUCAGUCAGUAAUAGAAUCUUGAUCUGUUGAAUAGCACUACCGGUAUGGAAGCUGGUGCAGCCACAAACGACGUUGUAGGUGGUGGGGAAGACAGGGCGAAGGACAAUGAGAACAGAAUGGAUUCUACCUGUUGCCAGCAACCCGAGUCUUCCGCUCUGCAAGUUAAGCUUCCGAAUCGUCCUCCUGGCAAGAAUGUCUCUCCCAUGGGCAAAUCAUUGACUCAAGCUCGUCGGAUUAUCUGGAGAGGAGACCCUCCCAUGAUUCUGAAGCCGGUAUUGCUUCCUCUUCGAAUAUUCCUGCUGGAUCCAAUCUUUAACAUUCUCUCAAGGUUGGUUCCCCUCUUCUUGCCAGCAAGAAUUGACAAGAUCUUGACGACAAUCUUGUUGGAUUACCUUACCAUUCCGGUGCUGCGGACACUAUACGUGCAUCACACCCCAGUCAUGAACAAAGGCGGGGUGUUCAAUGAACAACUCGCAAGAAAUGCUACAAGAAACGUCAUCCUACAACCCACUGUGGUAGCCAUUCAUCCACCCACAGACAUCCAAUCUGCCUUUCAAGGUGUUGUCUCUUUUAUCUGUUCUGCCAUUGGUGAUAUUGCUGGUAUCGUUACCAACCCCAGAAAACUUACAGGCUGGAUGACAGCCCUGCGACAAUUCAAUACCUUUCUAGAACAAACUGGGGUUGGGGCAGAAUUGGAAGAAGCCAUUCAAAAGCCUCUCUUGCAAGGAAGACUCUUGGAUAAUGUCAAAAUACUCAGUGAUAUUCAAAAAAGUGACAAUGACAAUCAUGACCGAGUACUGAAGGCUCAAAAAGAAGAUGAUUAUGCCACCAUGACAGUGGCCAUGCACAAAGAUAUUCAACGAGGCCAUCGUCUCAUGCGCUUUGCUACCUCAGCUUAUGGAACUGAUAUGAUCCGAUCCGCCUUGGACAUUCAAGUGGAUGCACAUCAGUUGAUUGAAAUUCAAGAGAAUCCACUUCAAGCCAUUUCCAUCCAUACCCAAAUUCCCACUGGAGAUGUCAAAUUCCUUUAUGCAGGAAAUGACACCGACUACGACAAACAUGUGUUGCACCAUUUUGUAGCCAUUGAUCACAAGCAUCAAUCCAUCGUGCUGGCAAUUCGAGGGACACUCAGUCUCUCGGGAGCCAUUGUGGAUAUCCAAGGAAUGGCUACGGACUACUGUUCCGGAAAGGCUCACAAGGGAAUGUCAGAGAUGGCUAGGAAUCUCUGGAACGAUUCUGGAUUCAAGAUAGCAGCCUUGAUGACGACCCACGAGGAUUACAAGCUGGUUGUAACGGGACAUUCCUUGGGUGCCGGCACGGCGUGCUUGUUGACGCUACUGCUGUACGUCGAAGAGGUGUUCCCAAAUAGAACUGUCGAAUGCUUCGCCUUUGCACCUCCGCCAACGUUCUUUUGGGACAAUCACCAAAAGAGUGUACUGGACAAGAGCAACAGUGCAUGCGCUAAACAGAUUGAAAAGGCAAUGCAAAAUACAGUGGCAUUCAUUCAUGACAAUGACGUAGUGCCAUUCCUGUCCGUCUCGGCUGUGCGGAGAAUGAUCAAUCUGCUGGACUCGGUCGACUGUCAUACAGAAUCCAUCUGGUUUUGGAAACGAUGGAGAAUCUUCAAUGACUACGACAAGGUCCCCAGCGAGAUUACCAACAGCGUUUUGAAUGUUGCCGAGAGAGGAGCUGUCGACGGCGAAUACAACAUGUGCAUCCCAGCCCGUAAUGUUGUUUGGUGCAAACAAAACAUCUUGGGCAGAUUUGAAGCUUUUUGCUGCGAUCCCCAAAAGGUGGCACAAGGCAACAUUUUUCUGUCUGUGGACAUGUUGACUGAUCACUUGCCUGAACAAUACGAGAACGCACUUGACGCAUUGCUGCUCUCAACUUGACGGGUGUAUGCACAGCUACUUUAGCAUCAACUCAACCCUGGCAUCACGCAGCUGCAUGGGCUUGCGGACCCCAUCUCGGCCCGACGGGUACGAACCCCUGGUGGACCGACUUUAGAAGAUACUAUAUAUACAUGUAAACCUUAGUUUAGCUUUUAUUCAUGAGAGAUUGCAUCUGGUUGGCGGCGAC